This is a messenger RNA of Alligator sinensis (Chinese alligator), 2926 nucleotides long. It is a transcript of the gene PFKP, whose product is annotated as phosphofructokinase, platelet. The record is from RefSeq and is a predicted model, not a curated record. Gene Ontology annotation, biological process: canonical glycolysis; fructose 1,6-bisphosphate metabolic process; fructose 6-phosphate metabolic process. NCBI's taxonomy places the organism in Eukaryota, Metazoa, Chordata, Crocodylia, Alligatoridae. Gene Ontology annotation, molecular function: fructose-6-phosphate binding; ATP binding; monosaccharide binding. The coding region runs from base 9 to 2531 and encodes 840 amino acids. The transcript is spliced from 24 exons. Gene Ontology annotation, cellular component: 6-phosphofructokinase complex; membrane; cytoplasm.
CCGCCGCCAUGGAGCCGCACCCGGCCGACAAGAAGCUGUUCGAGAACCUGUCGGGGUCGGGCAAGGCCAUCGGGGUGCUGACCAGCGGCGGCGAUGCGGAAGGUAUGAAUGCAGCAGUACGUGCAGUAGUGCGCAUGGGAAUCUAUGUAGAAGCCAAAGUGUAUUUUGUGUAUGAGGGUUACCAGGGUAUGGUUGAUGGAGGUGACAACAUUGUUGAAGUCUCAUGGGAAAGUGUAUCAAGUAUCCUGCAAGUGGGUGGAACGGUUAUUGGGAGUGCACGCUGCAAGGCAUUUCGUACCCGGGAAGGUCGUUUGCAAGCUGCUUACAAUCUUGUUAAACGUGGAAUCACUAACCUCUGUGUGAUUGGUGGGGAUGGAAGCUUAACAGGUGCUAAUCUUUUCCGUGAAGAAUGGAGUGGACUUUUAGAGGAACUGGCAGAAAGUGGCAAGAUUGACGAAGAGGCAGUUAAGAAAUAUGCUUACCUCAACAUUGUGGGUAUGGUUGGGUCCAUUGAUAAUGAUUUCUGUGGUACUGAUAUGACCAUAGGAACUGACUCAGCCUUGCACAGAAUCAUUGAAGUUGUGGAUGCAAUUAUGACCACUGCCCAAAGCCAUCAGAGGACCUUUGUACUGGAGGUUAUGGGAAGACACUGUGGGUAUCUAGCCCUUGUGAGUGCCUUAGCUUGUGGUGCAGAUUGGGUACUCAUUCCUGAAUACCCUCCAGAAGAAGGAUGGGAGGAUAAGAUGUGUGUUAAGCUGUCUGAGAACCGUGCACGAAAGAAAAGACUGAAUAUUAUCAUUGUAGCAGAAGGUGCCAUUGAUUCUCACAACAAAGCCAUAACAUCAGAGCAAGUUAAAGAUCUUGUGGUUCGGUGCCUGGGAUUUGACACUCGUGUGACUAUACUGGGUCAUGUUCAGAGAGGUGGUACACCAUCAGCUUUUGAUAGAAUUUUGGCAAGCCGUAUGGGUGUGGAAGCUGUCCUCGCCCUGCUUGAAGCUACACCAGAUACCCCUGCUUGUGUUGUGUCCCUGUCUGGAAACCAGGCUGUACGUCUGCCUUUAAUGGAGUGUGUGCAGAUGACUCAGGAAGUACAGAAGGCAAUGGAUGAAGCAAGGUUUAAGGAGGCUGUGCAGCUUCGAGGAAGGAGUUUUGAAAAUAACCUUAAAACCUACAAAUUAUUGUCUCAUAGAAAACAAGAUGCAGAGCUUCCAAAGAGUAAUUUUAAUGUGGCAGUUUUAAAUGUAGGUGCCCCUGCAGCUGGGAUGAAUGCUGCUGUGAGGUCUGCAGUGAGAGUUGGCAUAACUGAAGGACACAAAAUGUUUGCUAUCAAUGACGGAUUUGAAGGUUUUGCUAAGGGGCAGAUAAAGACAAUCAGCUGGGGAGAUGUUGGAGGCUGGACUGGCCAGGGGGGAUCAAUUCUCGGCACAAAACGAACCCUUCCUGCAAAGUAUUUGGAGAAGAUUGCUGACCAGAUGCGCACUUAUAAUAUCAAUGCCCUUAUGGUUAUUGGUGGAUUUGAGGCCUACCUGGGACUUUUGGAACUGUCAGCUGCCCGUGAGAAAUAUGACGAGUUCUGUGUUCCAAUGGUUAUGGUUCCUGCAACUGUAUCCAACAAUGUACCGGGUUCAGAUUUCAGCAUUGGUGCAGAUACUGCUCUGAACACUAUAACUGAUGCCUAUGAAAGUUGUCUGCAAUUAUAUGAGGCGCGUUCCCGCUUUGAGGAGUUUUGCAUACCUAUCUGUGUAUUGCCUGCUACUAUUAGCAACAAUGUACCAGGCACAGACUUUAGCAUUGGUGCUGACACUGCCUUGAAUGCUAUUGUAGAGACAUGUGAUCGCAUCAAACAGUCAGCCAGUGGGACCAAACGUCGUGUGUUCAUCAUUGAGACCAUGGGUGGUUACUGCGGUUACCUGGCCAAUAUGGGGGGCCUUGCUGCAGGUGCUGAUGCUGCUUAUAUCUUUGAAGAGAAGUUUGAUAUUCGAGAGCUCCAGGCUAAUGUGGAACAUUUGACGGAAAAGAUGAAAACCAGCAUCCAGCGUGGUCUAGUGCUGAGGAAUGAAAACUGCAAUGAGAAUUACACAACUGACUUCAUCUAUCAGCUGUAUUCUGAGGAAGGAAAAGGUGUGUUUGACUGCAGAAAGAAUGUAUUGGGUCACAUGCAACAAGGUGGUGCCCCUUCUCCGUUUGACAGAAACUUUGGGACGAAAAUUUCUGCAAAAGCCAUUCAGUGGAUCUCUAAGAAACUUGUGGAAACAUACCGGAAAGAAGAAGGAAAAGUAUUUGCCAACACCGAUGACACUGUUUGUCUGCUGGGAAUGCGCCGGCGCAAUCUUGUUUUCCAACCUGUGGCUGAGCUUAAGGGUGAAACAGACUUUGUGCACAGAAUUGCUAAGGAACAAUGGUGGCUGAAACUCCGGCCCCUGAUGAAAAUUCUGGCCAAAUACAAGACUAGCUAUGACGUCUCCGAUUCAGGGCAGCUGGAGCAUGUAGCGAUGCAUAGACCGAAAGAAGCAGAAACUGGGGCCAUCUAAAGGAAUCCUUUUAGAUACAGUUGUAAUAGACCUACAUUGUGUGUAACAAUGCUUUAGAAUAUAUUGGUUACAGCUUUGUUUUGUAACACUUAAAUUAUUGUAUCAGCACUUUAUGUGAAAUAAGAAAUUUAAAAUCUCAGAUUCCUUGCCCAGUAUUUGUCUUAGGUUUGACAGACACCCUAGCAUCUAACAAACAAGCAUCAGUUACCGAGGCAAUCCUUUAUCAACAGUAAGUUCAACAUAAUUCUAUGCACUCAGUGUGAUAAUCUAUUCAUUUAUUGCACUUCAUAUCCAAGAGUAUUCACACUCCAAGUAUAUGUAGAAGGCUAGCUUUAUGUCAAAUUACAGGUUAUGUUUAUGUACCCGAAGUGGAAUAAAGUACCCUUGCAAACAAA